Manis pentadactyla (Chinese pangolin) is the source of this 1583-nucleotide messenger RNA. RefSeq names its product ADP-ribosyltransferase 3 (inactive) (gene ART3). Bases 65 to 1330 code for a protein of 421 amino acids. The record is from RefSeq and is a predicted model, not a curated record. Lineage: Eukaryota; Metazoa; Chordata; Mammalia; Pholidota; Manidae. The transcript is spliced from 12 exons. Gene Ontology annotation, molecular function: NAD+ poly-ADP-ribosyltransferase activity; NAD+-protein-arginine ADP-ribosyltransferase activity.
GGGGUGUUUAUAAAAAGAAAAGCAUUCCCUUCUUUGCUCUCACUGUCAACAACCUCCUGAAGACAUGCUUACCACAACUGAGAGAGUGGGGAAACAGUUUGAGACCUGGCAUCAUUUAAACCUCCUCCACAGGCAGAAAAGCCAGAAGAGAAAAAUGAAGACAGGUCAUUCUGAUAAGGUCGCCAUGCUGCUAGCAGCUGUGAUUCUAAUGGACAUCUUCCAGGUGAAGGCUGAAAUAUUAGACAUGGCAGAUGAUGCAUUUGAUGAUGAAUACCUGAAAUGCAUUGACAAGAUGGAAAUCAAGUAUGUUCCCCAACUGCUCAAGGAGGAAAAAGCAAGCCAUCAGCUCUUGAAGGAUGUGUGGGAAAAUGCAAAAGCCAAAUGGGAAGCCCAGAAGACGCAGCUCUCUGUCCCUGUAAAUUUUAAGGAUAACCACGGAAUAGCCCUGAUGGCAUACAUUUCUGAAGCCCAAGCGCAAACUCCCUUCUACCAUAUGUUCAGUGAAGCGGUGAAGGUGGCCGGCCAGUCUCGAAAGGAUUAUAUCUAUGGCUUCCAGUUCAAAGCUCUUCAUUUCUACUUGAGCACAGCCCUGCAGCUGCUGAGAAGACCUUGUGAGGACAGUCACAAGAAUGUGGUGUACAGCCUGAGCCAGCGUGCUUCAUUUCCCCCUGGAAAGCCAGCCCAAGCCCGAUUUGGCCACUUCGCCCUGGCAUAUACAGUCCAACCUCAAACUGCCAGCGACCAAGACAUUCUGUUAACUAUCCACACGUGCUUUGCAGUUGCCGUUGAUAACUUUUUUGAUAAAGAAAGUGAAAGAAUUGUUUUAAUACCUCUAAAUGAGGUUUUUCAUGUGUCACAGGGUGGGACUGGCAACAAUCUUAUCCUUCAGAGCACGAACAAGACCUGCAGUCAUUACGACUGUGCAUUUCUAGGUGGACUAAAGACUGCACAUUGUGUUGAGAACACAGAAUAUUUUCAACCCAUCUAUAUCUACAAGCCUGGUGAGAAAAAUCAGAAGCUUGAAGACCCUGGAGUGAAAAGCCAGGAGUUCACUGUCUUACCCAGUGUGGAGAACCAUGAACCCACUCAAAUACCUGGAAUGAAAAUUCCAGAACCUUUUUCACUACCUGGAAUAAAAAUGUUACAACCGGAAAGAAGACCUGAAUACAAAAGUCAAGAAGAUAUCGACAAUCCUAGUCCAGGUCCUGUGCCAGUUCCAGGUCCCAAAACCCAUCCCUCUGCAUCCUCUGGCACAAUGCUCCUUCCACCGUUUGGGACAUUUAUCAUUUCAAUUGGUGCUUCUGCUAUUAAUCUCUUUGUGGCUCUGUAACCUGACAUUCUUUAUUACCUGAAAUAUUCUUAUAUGGAUCGCAAAAGGAAUGUUUUUUUCCACUUGUUAGCCAAAAGUCACUUGAUAAAAUGAAAACUGCAUUUUUGUUAUGUACUUUCCAAAUCCAGAAAGUUAAUCUUUUAAUGGAAACACAUGGUUGAAAAGUUGGUCCAGAAAUGUCAUACAUUGAUUUUGCACUUAUUUCUGUAUUCAUCUUACGAUUGCAAAAAAAAAACCCACAAAAAAAACCAAA